UCGCGCCGGCGGUAGUUUUCAGGAUGUGGCUACUGGGACGGGGCCGCUGGUCCGCGCUGUGCGCGUUAGUCGUGUGCGUGUCUGGGGAGGACGUGUUUGAACAGCCCGCAGGUAUGAUCCGCAGCUUAGGGACGGUCUUGCUGGGCCUGGCCGAGGAAGGAGGGAGUUACCUGGGCAAGCUGGCCGAGGAGCGGGCGGUUGUUUCUGUACGAAAGGCUUUCUCUCAGGCGUUGAGUGUUCUGGCAAGAGGGAUGGCGAGUGGUCUCGACGUCCUGUUCCAGUAUCUCACCCAUUUUCUGCAGGCUGCAGGAAUCAACGCUACCCUUCCCGUGGACAGGGUCACUCCUGAGGGUGUGCUCUUUGUCGUCCAGUGGCUUUUCUUGGCUCUCAUCGGAUAUCUGUUAAUCUCCUUAUGCCUUCGAUUGCUGGUUUCCACCCUGAGGCGGGCGCUGUGGCUGCUGAAGCUGGGCCUGGCUGUGGUGGCAUUCGGGCUCAUCCUGAGCAACCCUGACGCCAGCACAGAAACUACCGCCGUUUGCCUGGCCGUCCUGGUCUUUAUGUGCGUCUUACUGGGAGUUGGUCCAUCUUGGGGCAACGCUGCUGACAACAGAACUUCCCACCUGGAGGGGCAAGUGAAGACUCUAGAGAGACGCAUAAAAGAGAUGGAGCGAUGGCAGAGCACGGAGGAAUGAAAGGCUAGAGAGACGUGUGUGAUGUCAAGAAAACGGAGGGGAGGAACGGAUGUGCUUGGUGAUGCAAGAAGGAAAACAGAUGGAGGACUUGUGUCCUUGUCUGACACAUGUAUGUAACUGAUGUUCGCCUCAGAUUCUGUCUUCUUCGUGCUGGCUGGAAGAAAGAAAGACUGAGUUCCUUCUCAAAGUGGAGUUUUGGCCACACAGGAGUCCUUGGAUCAGUUUGAGUAUUUUUUUCCCUUUUCUUUCUUUUGUGGGUACAACUGUUGAUCUUUUACUGGAUUUUGUUAUAGCAAAUUCCUUGAAUCUGUUUUGUUUUAGAGACUCUGUUUGUUUGGUGGAACGCGUCUCUUAUGACAUAGGGUUAUGGUUGAAUUGGUGUAUGGGGGAGCAGAUGCAUGCUUUUUUUUACCCUAAAAUAUUACCUUGCGGUUUGGGUCAUGGAUGGGUGGAUGGAUUACCUUUUUUGAAGUGCUUGAAAAUACUUGAAGUUUGCCAUAAUACGGUAAUUCCGUCUUCACACAUGUUAAGCACCAUCCGUUUUGUAUGAACUGAUCAUGUUUUUUUAUAAGACAGAUUUUGGAAUAAAACUCCCAACCCACCUCUUCACAUCCACCCAUCCGUCCACCUGUCUGGCCAUUUCACCAGAAGAAGUCCAGAAAAAUGCCCCUUUUCUCUUCAUGUUGAGGUUCCCGACUGAAGAGGGAUGUUGCGAAAUGUGGUGAAUCAAUACUUGGUCCAACAAAGUGAGGGUCGUUCAAUGGCUGGGGGGAGGGGGGGUAGCUGUAAUGUGCAUUGGAAAUGGAUUUGCACUUUGCUAAAGAAAGAAAGCCCCUUUAUUCUUGUCAGUGUACGGUUGUUUAGUGUUGUCUGCAUGUAACCCAUCCUGUUGUAUAGGAGCAGUGGGCAGAUGCAGGGCCCGGGGACCAACUCCAGUUGUUUUCCCUACUUGAGUUUAACAAAACUCCAGAAGGUUUGAGAAACCGGUGCUGUUUGGUAUUACGAGUCCCAGACACCGGUCGGGACGGGGUGGGAAGCGAUAAAGAAGCAGAAACAUUUGCCCCAUCUAUUUCUCUUUGUAGGGUCUUGCACAGAAAACACUUGUGUUUUUUUUGCCCCCCCCCUUUCUCCCCAAUAGCACUUAGCCAGUUGCCCCACUCUUCCGAGCCAUCCCAGUCACUGCUCCGAUCCGGGGAGGGCUGCAGACUACCACAUGCCUCCUCCCAUACAUGUGGAGUCGCCAGCCGCUUCUCUUCACCUGACAGUGAGAGGUUUCACCAGGGGGGCGUAGCACGUGGGAGGAUCACGCUAUUCCCCCCAGUUCCCCCUCCCCCCCGAACAGGCGCCCCGACCGACCAGAGGAGGCGCAAGUGCAGCGACCAGGACACAUACCCACAUCCGGCUUCCCACCCGCAGACACGGCCAAUUGUGAGUGUAGGGACGCCGGAGGUAACACGGGGAUUCGAACUGGCGACCCCCGUGUGGGUAGGUAACGGAAUAGGCCGCCACGCCACCCGGACGCCCAGAAAGCAUUUUUUAUUUUAUUUUGCCAAAAUAUUUGUAUGGCCCACUGAAGGAGCAAAUAAACAACACAAGUUCAAAUAGUUUUGUCCAGUAUUUUAUUAAGGCAGGUGUGUACACUUCUUAUGCUGACUGACAUUGUAAUACAAACAACAUGGACAUUUCUGCGGGUGUAAAGAUAUGGCUUCAAGUAGAAAACAAUUUCACGUUUUGUUGUUUUUUUUGUAGUAUGUGGCAGUAGUACAGAGGUGUACAGUAGUGCACCUCUUUCUUUACAGGGCAUCAGCAAAAAUCCCCCAUCGGCCUGAUCGCACUGACAACACCUUGAUGUGGACGUGAUGAUUCUACAUCUCGGCCUCGAUUCUCAUGUUUUACACUUGAGAAUGAGGGGAAGCUCUGCUCCCGAUGAGCCCAAACGUGUUGUUUAGAGACUGUGGAAUAAUUACUGCCUCACUCUGACUUCCGGUUCAGGAUAUACUGACACGUGUUCCCUUACAGCUCACUGACCACCACAUUUCAUUCAGUGCAGCGAGUUGGCGAGCUGGUCCCGCUGGAUGGCGGCCUCGGAAAGUCCUGCCAUGUCCGCACAAGGUGUAGACCAGUGUUUCUCAACCCAGUCCUCAAGGACCCCCUAUCCUGCAUAUUUUCUUUGCAACCCUGAAUAGGUACCUGUUUGUAGUUAUUCAACCAAUCAGCAAUUAAUUUUGUCAGACGUUGCACACCUUGCAUAAUUAAGUGCUGCGAGAUGAUUGGUCGAGUAAGUACAAGCAGGGCUCCCU
Messenger RNA from Lampris incognitus (smalleye Pacific opah), 2992 nucleotides. It is a transcript of the gene tmem109, whose product is annotated as transmembrane protein 109. The coding region runs from base 24 to 692 and encodes 222 amino acids. The transcript is spliced from 3 exons. Gene Ontology annotation, biological process: intrinsic apoptotic signaling pathway in response to DNA damage by p53 class mediator; cellular response to gamma radiation. The record is from RefSeq and is a predicted model, not a curated record. Lineage: Eukaryota; Metazoa; Chordata; Actinopteri; Lampriformes; Lampridae.